AUGCCUCUCUGGAAGAUCAACCACAGCGUUGGCAUCUUCACCAACCAGGCAGACAAAGACGCCAUCGCCAAAAAAGCCACCGAGUGGUACCAGAGCGUCGGCCUGCCCGCCUUCUACGUCCACACGCUCUUCGUCCCUUUCGAGCGAGAGAAUGGCUUCACGGGAGGCAAGCCGCACGCUGCGCCGUAUGUGCUGCUCGAAGUCGCGCACAUUGCGAGAAACUGGGAGGGAAACAAGAAAGCCGCCGAGGCUAUCAAAAGAGGCAUCGACGGCGUUAUGAAGCCGUUUACGACGGACAAGGGCAUCCAUCUCGAGUAUGCGGUCCUGGAAGGCCCGGCCGCGCUGUGGCGGAUUGACGGGGUGGACCCUCCCGAGGCGUUUGGGCCGGACCAGCAGGAGCAGGCGGCAAAGAAUCGAAAGAUAUUGGCUGACAAGUAUCGAUCGUUGCUGUAA
Molecule: messenger RNA, 453 nt
Organism: Beauveria bassiana ARSEF 2860
Lineage: Eukaryota; Fungi; Ascomycota; Sordariomycetes; Hypocreales; Cordycipitaceae
Product: BOUP1-like protein
Exons: 1
Coding region: 1-453 (150 amino acids)
Source: RefSeq, a predicted model, not a curated record